This is a messenger RNA of Gamsiella multidivaricata, 857 nucleotides long. RefSeq lists its product as uncharacterized. Bases 484 to 774 code for a protein of 96 amino acids. Lineage: Eukaryota; Fungi; Mortierellomycota; Mortierellomycetes; Mortierellales; Mortierellaceae. The record is from RefSeq and is a predicted model, not a curated record. The transcript has a single exon.
UCGCAUUCCAGGACUACAUGAUCCCAUUUACUUGCUGUGCCGCCCGCCCGCCUGCCCAAAAAAAAAAGAUAGAAUCGGGAUGCCGAACGGCCUGUUUCAUAGCGAACGCGCAUAAAGAAAUCUAUCGAUUGCAUAGGUCAGCAGUAUGAUGCGUCAACGCUCUAUAUAUCUUUGAUAGAGCUAGAAAAGGUUUGUCAGGUUGACCUGGUGGGUGAACCAUGCUCUCUUGUUCAUCCACUUCUCGUUUUGCUCUCCAACGCUACCAAAGCCAUCUCUGUUAAGCAUGACCAACGGUUCGCGGUCCUAGCGCGCGAAUGUCCAGAAGACACCGGACCCGAUAAGAGAGGACUUGAUAACGGGUUUUGAACGCAGAUUGAAUAACAAGAGCUUUAAGGACCGGUAUGCGCCAUUGACCACAUGGUAUUCCAGGUGUCAGAUACGUCAGUAAGCCCAGGAGGAGUGGACUAACUCUAAUGAUUUCAGAUGAAGCUAUGCGUCUGCAAAACCUACGCCCAAAGUCUGUUUUUUUUUUUCCUUGGUAAGGUAGCAGGCCACCAUUUCCUUGCCUCUAAGCCCAGGGUGCCAGUUAUUGGAGACCUGCAAUGUUUAUGGACGGUAUCAUUGACCGAGGGUCCAGUUGAUUCAUGGUUGUGGAAACGGAUAGCAACGAUACGACGAAAUAACGAUAACCAGCUCCUAGAUAGACAGACCGCACUGUCUAUUUCUGUAUGCCACGACUCCAUGCAAGCACCAUAUAAACCGGUGGUUGCAUGAAGCGUCGAGACUGUCAUCCGCCCUUUCUCCUUGAAUCCGCCUUUGCAUUGCUCUUUUUUUUUUUUUUUUUUUUUCUUUUUUUU